AUGCCUCUUGCCAGAAUUGAACUAGCGACCUUUGCAUUACAAGUGCAACGCUCUACCACUAAGCUAAAGAGGCAGAUAACAACGACAAAAAUUAUUUUUGAGCCACCAGAUGGGAUAAUGACAGAUGUCACACCCUCUUGUAUAUGGAAUUUUGAACGGGAAUUAAAUCCCAUUGUAAAAACAAGUUUGGAUCUAAUACUUGACCAGAUAGAAUUAACUUGGGCGGCAAUCAAGAAUCAUUUUUACCGAAGGGUUUGUUUCUAA
This is a messenger RNA of Kuraishia capsulata CBS 1993, 264 nucleotides long. RefSeq lists its product as uncharacterized. The transcript has a single exon. The record is from RefSeq and is a predicted model, not a curated record. Bases 1 to 264 code for a protein of 87 amino acids. Lineage: Eukaryota; Fungi; Ascomycota; Pichiomycetes; Pichiales; Pichiaceae.